AACCACUCCGCCUGCCGCUGCGCCCGCGGCACCUGACGGCUCCUGCGGCGGCGAUGCUAUGGAGGUGGAGCCGGGCGAGCCGGUCGCUGCGGGGGCGGCGAGUGAGCUGCCUCUGAAGGGCGGUGCCGCAACCGAGUCCAUGGGGCAGCAGGUGGGCGCGCCCCGGCAGGCGGCAGCAGCGGGGGCUGAUGAAGACCUGCAGGCCCGCUCCCAUGCAGCACAGCAGCAGGCAGCCGAGGCGGACAUGCCUCCGCUGCGCUCGGAGCCGUCGGGGCAUUUGAGGCAGCAGCCGGAGCCCGCUAGGGAGGCGCUGCUGCAGCCUGCGGCCCUGCAGCCGGAAGCGGCUGCUGAGGUGGUUCGGGGGCUGGGGCCGCCGUCGCCGUCGGAAAAGGAAGAGGCGUCGCAGGUCGAUCCGCAGGCGGCGGCAGGGGGCCGGCAGCAGCUGCAGCUCAACCCCCCGGCUGCGAAGCUGGGGGACCAGCUGGAGGAGGAGAAGGCGGAGGAGGACAGGGGGCAGCGGUUGGGACCGGGGCCGAGGAGGUACCACAGCGCCGCCGCUCCCACUCCUGACGCCGCUCCACCUGACGCCUCCGCCUGCCAGUCUAUGGUGGAGGCGGGCAGCGACGCUGGCGCGACAGGCGCCCUGCGGCCCCUGCAGGGUCCGCCGCACCCCUCAGGCGCUCCUGCAGGGGUCCCUGCUGCUGCAAGCUGCCAACCAGAGGGACAGCCGCAGCAGCAGCAUGCAGACCCCGCCGCCGCCGCCGCCGCAGCCGCCGGUGCAGCAGCAGGAGUAGCGGCAGCAGCAGUAUCAAGCCCCCCUGCCCCCGACGGCGCCUCCCCAGCCCUGGCCAGCCCCCACAGCAACACCACUGGACCGCCCUCGGCAGCAGCGGCGCAAACAGCAACAGCCAGCGAGGCGGCUACGACAUGCGCUCACGGACCCACGGGUCGUACCGCUGCUAUGCGUGUGGAUGCCCCCUCGGCGCCUUCCCGGGGCGGCGGUGAGGCGCCUGCCGCCUUGGGGCUGUCGCCGGGUGCAGCAGCGGCUGCGAAGGAGGAGGAGGAGGAGGAUGUGCCGCCGGAACUGCGGCUGCCCGCCGAGUUGGCGGCGGCUGCGGGGGGGCUGCUGUUGGAGGCGGCGUGGUGCCGCUGGUGGCGGGUGGCGCGUCUGUUCGGGUUCGGCAGGCAGGGGGCGGAGGUGCUGGCGCGCGCGAGGACGCGGACUGAGGAUUUAGUGAGGGACUUCAACGGCACUCUGGCGGCGUGCUGCAGUGAGGCGGGCUGCGCUGCGCUGCACCUGCGGAUUCGGGCGGUGCAGCUGCUGCAGCGGGCGUACCAGGAGGUGCUGGGCUGGCGGGAGGAGGAGGAGGGAGGCCGACUGCUGCUACUGCUAUUCGCGGCGCUGGCGGAGCAGGCGGCACUGGACACGGCGGCAGGCGCCAGGCAGCAGCAGCAGCAGCAGGCGGGGGAGGCGGGGGCGGGGGCAGCAGCGGCAGCGGGUGGAGGAGCUGCAGCGGGGAUCUCAGCAGCUGCGCAGGAGUGCAGCGCGGGCGGGGAAGGAGGAGAGCACCCGCAGCUGCCCCACCCGCCCCCGCAGCCGACCCAGCAGCAGCAACAGCCGCUGCAGCGCACAUCGCCUCCCCCGCACCCGCACCCGCACCCGCACCCCGGCCCGCCGCCACCCCAACCUGCAACCCAGGCGACGCCUCCCCAGCAGCCCCCGUCAGGGGCUUCCCCGCCUGAGCAGCAACAACAGCAGCCGACGUCACCACCGCCUCCAAAGCCCCCUGCUCCUGCCCAGCAGCAGCAGCUGCCAGCUGACGGCAGAGGUGCCCCCAGCAGCAUCAGCAGCAGCAGCAGCAUCAGCAGCGGCGGGCUGACGUCGGAGGAUCUGUGGGCGGUGCUGCUGCGGUGCGGGAUGCAUGCCACGGAGGUGCUCAUCGCGUGGCGGCGAGCUGACACGCCGGAGGCUGCUGCGAGGGUUCGUGCGCUGCUGCCCUCGCCGAUGCGGCUGCUGCAGGGUGCUGCCAACACGCUGCGCAGGAACGCAGUGCAACAGGGGGGCCCGGGCGCGGGCGCGGCGGCGCUGGCAAUCGCUGGCGGCUGUCCGGGCGGCGGCUGGGGUGUUGGCGGUGGCGGCGACCUCCUGCGGUGCUUGGAGGCCACGGUGACGCGAGCAGACAGCCGCAUGAAGCAGACGCUGCGGCAGACGCAGCAGCAGCAGCAGCAGCAGGCGGCAGGAGGUGCAGGGGGGAGCGGAGCGGGGGGACGGCAGCUACCCCCGUCGCAGCCGCCUCAGCCGGCUCAGCAUGCAGAUCAAGGUCAGCAGCAGCCACCGCCGCCGCAGCAGCAGGAGCCUCCACGACAGGAGCGUGUGCAUGGAGAAAAGCAGCAGCAGCCAUCGCAGCCGCCACCACAGCAGCAACUACAAAUACAUGUUAAGCUGGAGCAGCUAGACAGGAAGGAGCCGCCGCAGCCGCCGCAGCAGCAGCACAUGGAGCUUGACGUGAAACCGCAACCCCAGCCACAGCGACAGCAGCAGCCCCAGCAGCAACCCCGGCAGCAGCAUCGCCCCCAUGUGUUACGCUUGGCCCCAGCUGGCAUCACGGUUCCGGUUGCUGCGUCCGCUACAGCCGCCGUACCGAAAGCAUCUGUGUUGCCCAUAUCAGGGGGUCCGCCGCGCCACCCCCACCCCCACCCCCAGCACCGCGGUGGUAGCAGCGCGGCCCCUCCCUGCUGGCGGCCCCUCGCCUCCGACCAGCUCUUCCGAGUCCUCAUGCGCGCGGGCAGCAGAAACGCCUUCGCCCCCGUCCAGGACGCGGCGGGGCCGGCUGCGGCACCUGCCACCGCCGCCGCAGCAGCAGCAGGGGGGCCGCCUGGUGAGUCUGCGGCGGCGGUAGCAGGACUCAGCAACCCACCCCAGGUGGUCGGUGACGCUGCUGCUGCUGCUGCUGCGGGUGCAGCCGGCACACAUGCUCCUCCGGGCACGUCGCCGCAUGAGGCGCACAAACCGCACUCCCUUAGCAGUGCCGGGCAGCAGCCGGCAGCACGCGCUUACACGCCGCCGACUGCCCGGAUUGGGGCGGCAGGACGUCCCCUCCGCCUACCGUCCAGAUCGCAGCAGCAGCAGCACCGGCCUGGUGAGGGUGCUGCGAUGGCGGGUGACUCCCCGCUGGUGGCGGCGCGGCGAGCCUUCCUUUCCCCCAGCUGGGCGGCGGGUGUGCUCGCUGCGAAGGCGCCCUCUGACCUGCCCUCACACCCCUCCGCCGCCGCUGCUGCUGCUACUGCUGCUGCUGUUACUGUUUCCGCCACUACUACCGCUGCUCCUGCGGUUAGUGGCGACAGUAAGACGGCGGCAGCGGUGGCCGGGGAGGGUGGUGCGGGUGGUGCAGGCAGCGCGCUGCCGGCUCCAGGGGCGGUGCUCCGCAUGAGUCAGAGCUGCCUGGCUGGCCGCCUGCGAGCGGUGCUGCGGAGACACCUGAUGCCGCCGCACCCGACCGCCGCCGCCACAGCCCGCCAACACCGGCGCCAGCGGCAGCAGCCGCACAGCCCCGAUGCGGGGACCCGUCAUGCGGGGGCGGCUGCCGCAGGGGCGCCAGCAGCUGGUUCUUCGCUCACUAAGCCGGCGGCGUCCGGGCAGGCUGCAGCAACUGCCGCCGCCGCAGUCGGCGGUGAGGAGAGCAGCAGCAGGCCUCCCGCGGCCUCAGCCGCCGGGUCACAAGUAGCUCCGCCAGGUAAGCAGCAACCACCACAAGAGCAGGGGCUAGGGGAGCAGCAGCAGCAGCAGCAGCUGGCGGAGCAGCGGCUGUCACGACUGCUGGCGGCGUGGGAGGGUCUGCCGCCCCCCAACCGCCGAGCGCUGUUGCUGGUGGCAUGCAGGCUGGCGGCGGAGGGGGGCGGUGUGGGCGCAUGGGGGGCGGUGGAGACCCUGGUGCGGGCGCUGGGGGCGGUGGCGGAUGCAGCGGAGCGGGCAGCAGUGCCAGCUGCGGGGCCGGCAGCGGAGGGGCCAGCAGCAGGGGCGGCAGCGGCAGUGGUAGCAGGGGGCGAGGCAAGCAUGCAGGGUUAGAGCGGGUUAGUGCAGG
This is a messenger RNA of Astrephomene gubernaculifera, 4082 nucleotides long. NCBI's taxonomy places the organism in Eukaryota, Viridiplantae, Chlorophyta, Chlorophyceae, Chlamydomonadales, Astrephomenaceae. The record is from the annotation of a GenBank genome assembly.